AUAUUUUAUUCUCUUCAAAACCUUAUAAAAACACUUUCAAAUCCUAGUCCAUUCUUCCUCUUCUUCCCCAACACUUUCACACUAUCAUUUUCUUCUUCUGUCUUUUCUUUCCUCUUUGCUCAAAGCUUCACCACCUUCUUUAACCCACUUCAGAAUUCUUUUGUUGGCCCUUUUAAGUUUUAAUACUCAAAUCCAUACUGUGGCUCAAGUGAACUCUUUUAUUUUAUUUUCUUUUCAUUCAAGGGUUUAAUCAAUUAUUGUGUAAAGUUGUCAACUAGAUAUUCAAAGACUGACAAUUUUAGCAGAAAGUUUCAUUUUUUGAUUGAAAAAAAAAAAAAAAAACAGUUUUUGGAAACAGUUUUGUUCUCAAAAACUGACUUUUGGUUUGUUAUUUUGUUGACAAAACUUCACUCAAAAGCCUUUCCUUUUGGCUUUCACAUAGCAUUUUUGUGGAGUUUGACUGAAAACUUGAGGUGGGUUGGAAGGUUUUUGCUUUAUAGAGUUAAGAUUUUCUUGUGAGUCCUUUUGGCAAUGCAAAUUUCAUUCACUUGACAUGAGUGUAUUCUGCUAUUCGAAUCUAGGCAGAGGAUUCAACCCCGUGAUCAGUGGGGUCAGGAGUCUUGUUUGUGACCUACCUUACUUGAGUAGGAGGGAGAAGAAGGGAUAAAAGUGGCAAAGAUGAUGGAAAAUAAACGAAGUCCUUGCUCUGUUGACCAGGGCAGUCUCACCAACCUCCCUGCAAAACGACAUAAAGCCGAUCUAUCUAUUUCCACCAAGGAGAGGAAAGAGAAGCUCGGUGAACGAAUCAUGGCUCUACAACAGCUUGUUUCACCGUAUGGCAAGACAGAUACAGCAUCGGUCCUUUUGGAGGCUAUGGAAUACAUCCAAUUUCUACAUGAACAAGUAAAGGUGUUGAGUGCUCCUUAUCUCCAAAGUGCACCAAUGGCUAAGGUUCAGGAAUUCGAUAACUGCAGCUUACGGAAUCGGGGUUUAUGUCUCGUCCCCAUUUCUUGUACUGCUGGAGUUGCUCGAAGCAAUGGCGCAGAUAUUUGGGCACCCAUUAAGACAACGUCACCAAAAUUCGAGAAGGCGAUUACACAAUUUCAUUGAUUGCCAAUCCAUCACACAUCCAACCAAAGGUUUUGCGGUGUGUGGUGGGUAAGUGUAACCAGCUCCUCUCUUAAUGCAUAUCAAACUUUUUUCAGGCAGCUGGAACCGGAAUUGGGGCAUGGGAGUGCUCGAAAAAUGGGAUUUCUGGUAUGUGAAAUAGUUUUAGUUAUUGAAUGUCUACACUAUCUAAUUGCUAUCACAAUUGUGCACCAUUAUAGUUUUAAUUGGUGGUGGGAUUAUGGCAUUCUGGUAUGUUAUUUUCUCUGUUCUUAUCAAGGGAAAUGUAUAUGUAUGAACUUGAGCUGUACAAUGAUUCUUGUAUUGAAAUGAUAAAAAUAUGGGUGAGAGUUUCAUGGUUCCA
Molecule: messenger RNA, 1471 nt
Organism: Mangifera indica (mango)
Lineage: Eukaryota; Viridiplantae; Streptophyta; Magnoliopsida; Sapindales; Anacardiaceae
Product: transcription factor bHLH153-like
Exons: 7
Coding region: 679-1110 (143 amino acids)
Biological process (GO): regulation of transcription by RNA polymerase II
Cellular component (GO): nucleus
Molecular function (GO): protein dimerization activity; DNA-binding transcription factor activity, RNA polymerase II-specific; RNA polymerase II cis-regulatory region sequence-specific DNA binding
Source: RefSeq, a predicted model, not a curated record